Molecule: messenger RNA, 1001 nt
Organism: Harpia harpyja (harpy eagle)
Lineage: Eukaryota; Metazoa; Chordata; Aves; Accipitriformes; Accipitridae
Gene: MRPL32
Product: mitochondrial ribosomal protein L32
Exons: 3
Coding region: 53-613 (186 amino acids)
Biological process (GO): translation
Cellular component (GO): mitochondrial large ribosomal subunit
Molecular function (GO): structural constituent of ribosome
Source: RefSeq, a predicted model, not a curated record
GCGAGCGACCGCCUUCCCCUCCUCUGAGGCCUUGGCGGAGCUGUGUGGCGAUAUGGCGGCUCUGGUGGUGGUCUUCUGUCCGCUGCUGCGGCUUCGCGGACUCCUUCAGCGCUGCUGGGGGCGGCUGGAGCGCGACCUCUUGCUGGGUUUCUCCGGGGGCCAGAGCCCGCCCUGGGGACCAGCAUUAGCUGUCCAAGCUCCAGCUUGUCUUCCAGAGCCAGUAGGCGACACUAGAGAAAGUAACGAGGCGUCCAGCUUCUUAAAUAGCAUCUUGUGGAUGGCAGCACCAAAGAAAAGGCGCACCAUUGAAGUGAACCGCUGCAGGCGAAGAAAUCCCAAUAAGCUUAUAAAAGUAAAGAGGAACAUAGAUGUUUGUCCUGAGUGUGGAAACUUGAAACAGAAGCAUGUCCUUUGUGGCUAUUGUUAUGCAAAGGUCAAAGCAGAAACUCGACUGAUACGGAUGGAAAUACGUAAAAAGGAGGGAGGACCAUUUAAUACUCCUACUGUAGAGACUGUUGUCCUUUAUGAUGGAGAAAAGCCCACAGAAAAAGAUGAAGGCAAGCGGAUCAUUGAAAGAGCCAGGAAGCGUCCGUCUUGGUUUGUUCAAAACUGAUGCUUUAGAACUAAUGCUAACAAAAACAGUUGCUACAGCAAGAAAGAUAAUGUUUUUCAAGAAUGUGUUCCUUGUUUUGUUCACGCAAUGUUGAUAUGGAUAACCUAUGCACUUUCGGGAAUCCUGCUUGAAUCGUGUUAUGCCAUAUGGUGUUGCAGUCAGGUGUUGUUUCUAUAGCAUGCAGUGGGAAAUGCUUCUCAGUGAUACAUUGUAACAGUCAACAAUUAAAGAGAAAUUAGGAUCUACCUUGGGUUUGGACAUCUGUGUACUGUACACUGAAUAAUUUGUAUGUUAAUGUUCUAUGCUGGUUUUGUAAAUAACAAUUUUUUUCAACGAAGGGAAAACAUUCACAGAUGUAAAAUAAAGUAUGUUAAGUAUCCUGGGGAAA